AUGAAGAAUGCUGAGCUUUCCGUAGAUCAGGGCAAGCAAAGUAACGAGGCCCCCAAAAACCCAGAUGGAGAACAACCGCCCAGGAAGCCUGGAUCAAAAGAGAAGGGAAGAAAAAGAACAAAAUCGGGAUGUUUGACAUGUCGAAAACGCCGUAUCAAGUGUGGCGAAGAGCGUCCAACAUGCCAAAACUGUACUAAAUCCAAACGCCAGUGUGAGGGCUACACUCAGAGAGUUGUCUUCAAAGAUCCUCUAAAUGCCUACCGGCCGUCCCUAUCUGCAUCAUUACAAGGCUCGUUUUCUGCCCGUGGCUCUGGAUCUUCGGUGUCUCAUCAUGGCGUACCUCAACAACAUACAAAACCCACUCAAACCCCUCUUCCCAUUGCACCAAAACUUGGACCUCGUGGAUCAUCAUUCCAAACAUUUGAUAUAUCUGCCGCUGCUGGUAUUCCACCAGCAACACCUGUAGGAUUAGAGCGAAGGCAAUAUACGUUUCAAAGUGACACUAGAGACAUAUCUACACACAAUAGUCUACCACCACAACCACUGCAGUCUGUUGAAAUUAAGUUCGAUGCCGUGGAUCGCUCACAUAUUCCCGAGCCAAACAAUAGACCCCAUGGACAAGGUAAAGCAGUUCAUUAUGACUUCAACGCCCUUGUUGAAGAAGCUCCAAAACUCGAGGCCCUACAAACACCGGCACAAACAAGCCCCCAAGACUGGUCAGCUGGGCCGAAUACCUCAACACCGUUGUAUCAUUCGUUCGCAACAAAUUCAGAGUGGAAAACCCAAAACGUGGGGAGCUCGACUUCAAGUAGUUCUGCCUUUUCAAACGAGGCUCGCCUACAAUCUUCCUCGCGCGUAAAGCUAGAGAAUGAGCUUAGAGCUCCUGCGGAAGAACAGGAAAGGUAUGAUGGGUUGUCUCAAAACUACCAAGAAGCUCAACCGCGCUUGGGCACCCAAUUUUCGCAACAUACCACUGAGUGGCCCAUCGAGCAAUCAACAGUCUCAAAGAGCACUCAAGGGUAUACCAUCGAUGAUGAUGACGACCCGUUUGAUGUGUCCGAUGAUGAUGUUGCCAUGGGAGAUUACACCGGCUCUGCGACUUGGGAAGACGACUUCCUGGGCCACAUCAAGAGCAACGACCUGGGCAUUGUUGUGGCAACUCAAGCUGUCCAAGAGAGACAAGAGAGCCAAGGUCACCUAGUUCGUUCUUUCAAGUCUUUUAUUGACCGGCCAGAUAUGCUUGCAAAUUAUGUCCCAUCUCCUCAAUCUUCGCCGUUGAGUGACAGCAUGUCAGCUCGAAUAUUUUGUCACUUUGUUAAUGUUACGGCCCCUAGCAUUUCAUUGUUUGAGAGACAUCCCGCCAACCCUUCGUUGAUAUUCCAAGGGCAGCCAGUACCGCUAUCUCAACAGCAUAUUUGGACUUACACCUUCUCCACUGUUGCACUUCGACACCCGGCGCUGCUGCAUGCGAUGCUUGCACUUGCAAGUAUUCAAAUAGCAAAGCUCCAAGGUGAACCCAUCACGGCAGCGCUGAAGCAUUAUGCGAUUAGUCUCCGACGUACUGCAAAAUGUAUAGGCAGCCCUACUCGAAGAAGUGAGCCAGCAACAUUAGCUGCCGCAAUGCUACUAGCAUUCUUCGAGGUCUGGACCGCAGAUCAUCAGAAAUGGAGCAACCAUUUACUCGGCGCACGACAACUAGUCAGGGAGAUUGAUUUCGCAGGCAUGACAAGGUAUAUCAAAUCUCAAAAAGUCCAAAAGCGUUGGGAAGAGCGCAUGAGGUAUUAUCAAACCCAGCAGCAAGAAGUCGGCCAUAACUUUUAUGAUGAUAGGCUUAGGCACCAGUUGUAUGUCGACGACGUGGAUGAGACCAUUGUCAGUAUGUUAAUGGGCAAGAAGCUCAGCUAUGAUCAAUUUGGGCAAGUUGUCGACGACACUUUCCAGGACGACAGCGGGGAAACUUAUUCGGAGAGAGAUCUUGAGUUAUAUGAAACACAACGCGAUCUGUUCUGGUGGUAUUGUAAACAAGACGCCUAUCAAGCCAUCCUUGGGGGAGGUCGGCUUUUCAUGGAAUAUGACUUAUGGAGCCAUUGUCCUCCACGAGCGGCUCCUGGCCGUCUCAAUGCAACCUAUGGUACUUUUGAUCACGUAAUUCUCCUCAUGGGGAGGGUCGCGGAUUUCGCAGCCAAAGAUCUAAAGAGAAAGCGCAAGCAGAUACAAGCAAAUGGGGGCUGGCGCCCACCACAGAGCAUGUUCAAUAACAACGGCCCUAGGCCUGGUCCAGGGACCGGUCCCCAAACACAAUCCCCAUCAUUUCCCCAGAUGCCGAAUCAGCAAGUACCACCGCAAAUGCCCCAAAUGCCCGACUUCAGCGGCAUGGUCCCCGGUGUCAAACCACCCCAAAUGCCCAUGGGCUUCUCCUCAGCUCGCGACAGUUCCCCGGAAAGCACGCAGUCGGCCGAAGAUCUCGACCUGGAAGCCAAGAAGCUCGACGCAGAUGAAGAAUGGCAAGACAUCCGCAACGGGUUCGCCAUCCUCGAAGACCACUUUGGCGAGGAUUUCCAAGCCCUCGGUCCUGAGUUCUCCGCUCCGAUUCAGACGCCCUUUGGUCCUGCAUUGCAGUAUCGCACGUAUGGCAUUGCGGGAAUAUGGAUGAACUUUUACAUGGCGCUCAUAGUGUGCCAUCGCGCUCACCCAAGCAUGCCACCCGCGGCGAUGAUGGCAGCUGGGAUAGCGGCGCGUCAGACGGCGAACUAUGCGAAUCAGAUAGGCCGGAUCGCGGCGGGGAUUGCGCCGGAUUGUGAGAGGAUGCAGGAGGUGAAUCCGAGUGUGGGCGCGGCGUUGAUAGAGUCGAGCACGUGUCUGUUUGUCUCGGGUGUACAGUAUCAAAACGCAGCCCAACGUUCCUGGACUGUCUCCCGGCUGCACGAUAUAGCACGCCUGACCGGCUGGCAGACAUCCUUGGCGAUUGCCACAGGCUGCGAGACGUCCUGGUGCAAGACCGCCGAGCUGGGUAAGGGCCCUGCGUAUACUCGGAUAACGACUCCAAGAGACGUUCCGGAUAUUUGGCUCAAACCAAGGAGGCUUGAUCAGGCAUUUGAGGGAAAGACUAUUGAUGAGAGGAGGAUGAUUGUUAGUGGAGGUGAUAGGGUACACUAUGCACUGGGGAUAUUGGGGGUAGAAGAGGAUUUUGAAACUUUGGAUUUGGAUAAUGAGGGUGGGGAAGGGGCGUAA
Lachnellula hyalina is the source of this 3231-nucleotide messenger RNA. Its product is annotated as putative transcriptional regulatory protein. The record is from RefSeq and is a predicted model, not a curated record. NCBI's taxonomy places the organism in Eukaryota, Fungi, Ascomycota, Leotiomycetes, Helotiales, Lachnaceae. Gene Ontology annotation, molecular function: zinc ion binding; transcription cis-regulatory region binding; DNA-binding transcription factor activity, RNA polymerase II-specific. The coding region runs from base 1 to 3231 and encodes 1076 amino acids. Gene Ontology annotation, cellular component: nucleus. The transcript has 7 exons. Gene Ontology annotation, biological process: positive regulation of transcription by RNA polymerase II.